AUGUGUGUGCUUCUGUUCACUUUCACCCUCUCGCUGCGAGCGGGCGUCGCCCCGCCGCGCUCGCUAGAUCGCUUCGUCGUGGCCGCCGCCGGCGUGCGGAUGGCCGCGCCGCCGCCGGAGCCGCCGCGCGACUCCUUGAGCAUGGAGCGCGAGGCGUUGGCGAGGCGAGCGGCCGAGGUGGCCGACGCCGUCCGGGAGGGCGGCCCGGCCGCGGCAGCGCGGAGCCUGGCCUCGCGCGUGGUGGGUGGCGUCACGGUGGACGGCGCGCUCGAGGCGCUCGAGCGCGCGCGGCAGGAGGCUGGCGGUCAAACCGGCAACGAGGCGGCCGAGGCGGCGGCGGCGGUGGCGGCCGCAUCGCCAGAGUCGGUCGCGCUGGCGGACGAGCUUCCGGACUCGUUCGAGGACUCGGUGGAGCGUGCGGUGGCCUCGCUCGCGCGCGCGGUCGACGGCGGCGCGACGCGCCUCGUCGUCGAGUUCGACACGUCGGCCGGCGACGAGACGUACACGCUGCUCUCGCGCACGAUGCAGCUGGCGCGGCCGAUGCUUCCGAUGCUGGCGGCGGCGCUGGCGCUCGAGCCGGCCGAGGCGGACGCCGACGCCGACGCCGACGCCGCCGACCCGCCCGCCGCGGGCUUGCAGCUUCUCGUGCCUGACGAGGGGACCGCCGCGAUGGUGCGGAUGCAGUGGGAGCUGCCGCGGGGAACUGUCGUCGGGUCGAUGGGGCGGGUGUCGCUGGCGGUGGGGGCAAGCGCGCUGGUGCUCGUCGCCCCGGGCGCGACCGAGGUGGCCACUGUCCAGCGGCUGCUGCGCGAGGUUGAGGAGGGGGCCGCGGGCGCGCCAGCGGCGGGCUCUGUAGGCCUCCCGGUGCUGAUGCUCAACCCGAAGCUGGUCGACAUGCAGUCGACCGGCUACGGGCUGGUGGGGCGCGAGCUGCGCUCGCUCGUCGCGGACACGUUCGAGGUGGCCUUCUGCCUCAAGACGCUGCUCGGCGGCGCGCUCUACCGCUCGUACCCCAACGAUUGGGCCGUGUGGCGCGAGGACGCCGGCGCAGCCAACGGGCCCGCGCCUGCUCGAGCCCUUCCCGGAAUGUACGCCGCCGCCUACUCGGGCCCGCGCCGGCCGGCGCCCGACGACAUCGACGGGCUCCUCUUCCCCGAAAGCGAGGAGUCGCCCGGCGGCGGAGGCGGGGCGUCCUUCCUGGACGGCUUCGCAAAGUUCGUCAAGGGGUUCCAGGCGAUGUGA
Molecule: messenger RNA, 1242 nt
Organism: Emiliania huxleyi CCMP1516
Lineage: Eukaryota; Haptophyta; Isochrysidales; Noelaerhabdaceae
Exons: 4
Coding region: 1-1242 (413 amino acids)
Source: RefSeq, a predicted model, not a curated record